Messenger RNA from Thelazia callipaeda (thelaziosis nematode), 210 nucleotides. Lineage: Eukaryota; Metazoa; Nematoda; Chromadorea; Rhabditida; Thelaziidae. The record is from the annotation of a GenBank genome assembly.
AUGUUCUGGUUGUUAGCAGAAGCUGAUUUACGCGUGGCUCAAGCAGAAUUUGAUAAACAAGCAGAGAUCACAAAGUUAUUGCUUGAAGGCAUUAAGGCUGCCCAUACUUAUCAUUUGAAGUGUUUAUACGAUUUUAUCGAAUCUCAGAGAUCAUUUUAUGGUUUCGCAUAUGAGCAAAUGGCUGAUUUGCAAAAAGAAAUUUCUGGGUAA